CUCUGUGAGAGGAUGGUUUUUGAUUUUUUUUUUCUUCUCGAAAACAAAACAGGAAGGGAUAAGAGCCGAGAGAGAGAAUGCUUAACUUGCUAACUGAGCUACAUCAGUUGCAUUUUGAAAAGAAAAACAAUAAAGAGAAUACAGUUAAGUUUUCUGCCAGUCACUUAAUAGGAAAAUACAUUGAAAGAUUUGUUUUUAUAGACGAUGGCAAGCUGGACCUUGCAGCAAGAUAGCUAAAUGUGUCGGCGGUUUGCAGACGCAAAAACGAGCUAACCAGCGCACUUGAAAAAUUGUACUUCCGCGUACAAUGUUCUUUUCCGCAGACAAGCGUCAACUUUCGACCAGGAACCCCCAUUAGACGUGUCAAUUCACGUAGGAGGCUCAUUUAUUCCAAGUCUGGGCUGUUUUGGGCCCCGUGCUCGAACCCCACCAUGAGCAUCAUCGGAGCAGAGGACGAUUUCUUCGAGAACGACCUGGGUCCCACGGUGGACGACCAGUGCAGCCACUUCAACAGCAUCGACCUGCUGAAGGACAGGCCUACUCACCUGCUGGUCUUCCUGCACCACGUCCUUCUGCAGUUUGACACUGCUCCACUGCUGUGCUACCUCCACGCCGACCUCUUCAAGCCCCUCAGCGCCAAAGAGACCAAGAAGCACUUCGUGGACUUCUACAACACGUUCGUGGACAAGGGAGCAAUCCUCAGAGUGCCAGUGCCCACCCAUGUGUCCGUUGAGUUCGAGCGUUCACGUCCAGAAAGCAUCAGUGAGGACAUGCAGAAGCGCUUCACUGAGGAAAUCCAGGCCCAGCUGGUACCCGAGAUCAUGCGGCAGCUGGAUGACUUCAAGCAGAAGAGGAUGAUGGGAAUGAUACUCAACGAGCACGAGCUGAUCGAGGUGGAGUCCCACCACCCCACGGAGAGGAUCCCCACGGAGAUGAAGGAGAAGGCCGUGGCGGAAAACCUGCUGGAGAAGCUCUCCGACAUCCCACCCGGCAUCGACGAGGACAAAUACACCGCCAUCUUCGCCGCCCUGGUCUCCUACAUGAAGCACCUGGGCGUUAAGUACAGGACCCACGACGGCAAGAAGUCCAGAGGGUUCUUCAAGAAAAGGAAUCCCCUGAGGAGGUUCGAAGAUUCAGCCCGACAGAGAUUCCCCAACAUACCUUGGAUUGGGAGCAAUGAAAUCAAAAUGCCCAAACUGGAGAAUGAAGGUGAGAAAGAGAAGGCGGUCCCCCCUACCCGCAUCGUGGGCCCCGAACCCAGCCCGCUGCCCUUUCCGCACAAGAAACAGGCCUCCAUGGGGCCUCCGGGGGGUCACCUGGGGUCAGAGGGCAGUGAGGGUUCAGGGGUCAGCGUCAGCAUGACCGCCAGCCUGGACUCCUCCCAACCCGAUUUUGGGCUGCUCAGUCGCUCUGAAACCCUGGUGGUGUCGGAAACGGUGGAGGUGCCCCCCGCGUUCAAGGGGGGGCCGUCCGUCUCGGACCUCACCCCGACCAGCGAACCCGCCGUGGACGACAGCCAGGACGGAGACAGGACGUCGGCGGCGGUCCGGCGCAGCGAGAGCCUGCACAGCGAGAGGCGCCGCUCGAAGCGCGGCUCCGGCCGGGACAAGCAGCCGCGCUCCCGCAGCGACGUGGACCUGCAGGCGGCCACCGCCUCCGCCGCCCACCCCCUCUCGCCCUCCCCCCACCACGCCCCCUUCUCCGAUGGCGGGGUCAGCCCCUCUGAGGGCUCUGCCCCCGGCCCCGCCUCCUUGCUGGCCCCCUCCCCUCAGGAGGAGCUGGAGCCCCGCCUCCUGGAGCUGGAGCAGGACCCCCCCAACUGGAGGGAGCAGGCCCCCAGCGACGCCCUGAGGAACCUCAGCAAGAAGGAGACCAAGAGGCAGGAAGUCAUCAACGAGCUGUUCGUCACCGAGCACGCCCACGUGCGCAUGCUGAGCGUCCUGCAGACCAUCUUCUUCCGGCCACUGGAGCGCAGGGAGAUCAUGACCCUCCCCGAGCUGGCCGCCAUCUUCCCCAACCUGGACGAGAUCAUCGAGAUGCACUAUAACUUCUACGACGACCUGAAGAAGCUGCGCCAGGAGGACAACUACAUCGUCAGAUCCGUCGGGGCCACACUGCUGAACAGAUUCAGCGGGGCGGAGGGGGAGUGGUUCCAGAAGCUGACCGCUCGGUUCUGCGCGCACCAGACCUAUGCCCUGGACCAGAUCAAAGGGAGGCAGAAAAAAGACGCCCAUUUUAACGCCUUCAUUCAGGAAGCGGAGAGCAAGCCUCAGUGCAGGCGCCUUCAGCUGAAGGACAUCAUCCCCACAGAGAUGCAGAGGCUCACCAAGUACCCGCUGCUGCUGAUGAACAUCGCCAAGAGCACAGUGGACCAAACGGAGAAGGAGAGCGUGGAGCAGGCUGCCGAGUGCUGCCGCAAGAUCCUGAACCACGUCAACGAGAAUGUGAAGGACAUGGAGAACCUGCUGACCCUGAAAGACUACCAGCGCAGGCUGGACCCGUCUGGACUGAAGCCCAGUAAUGACCUGUACGUGGAGUACAAGAAUAUUGACCUGACUCAGAGGAAGAUGAUCUACGAAGGGCCACUGACUUGGAAGGUCACUAAGGAGAAGGCUAUAGACGUGCAGGGUGUGUUGCUGGGAGACAUGCUGGUGCUGCUGCAGAAGCAGGAUGAUAAGAUGGUGCUGAAGUGCCAGAGUAAGAGCAGCGCAGCUGUGCAGGAGGGGAAGCAGAUGCUCAGCCCCAUCAUCAAGCUGGACACCGUGUUCCUCAGGGAUGUGGCUACCGACCGGAAGGCCUUCUACGUGAUCUUCACCUGGGAGAGCGGGGCGCAGAUCUACGAGCUGGUCGCGCACUCCAUCGCCGAGAUGAAGAACUGGAAGGAGCUGAUCACGUCCACGGUGCAGGAGCUGAAGCGGAACGAGGGCACCCUGGACAGGAGGAGGAUGGGCAGCCUGAUCCCGCCGGGGGCGCUGUUCAGCUCCAGCCCUUUGGCGUCCCCACACUCUAGUUCUGAGAAUGGAGCAUUGUCAUUGAAAACCAGCUCUGACCGGGAUAAGGACCGCCUGUCUGAGGAGAAGGGAGGGGACUCCUCCCAGGCGCUGAUGGAUCACCUCCUGGCCAGCGGCUUCGACCUCAUCGCCCACAGCAACGCCCCGCAGGAGAAGGUCGCUGACGAGGCCCUGAAACACGUUGGUUCCCUGAGGCUGCUGGUGAGCUCGGGCCUACCGGAGGACCGCGAUGCCGCAGAGUCGGGGAGGAGUGAAGGGGCGGAGCCAGACGCACAGAGCUGUCAAUCAUCGGAUGGAGGGGUGCAGGGACAGCGGGACGGGGCGGCGGCCAAGGAGAAGAGCGAGGCAGCGAGGACGCUCGAAAGUCUGGAGGAACACCUGAAACACCUGCAGAAUGUGGAAGAUGAGUACCACCGGUUACAGGAACUCCUCUCCAAGUACAUCCUGUCUAAGGGCAACUUCCAGUGAAGCACACUGCCUCUACUGGACGACCAGAUCACUGUACAUGCUGGAAUUAAGUGGAAGACUUGUAUUUGGGGUGACUCAUCAGUGCUGCCUGGAGUUUCUUGUACGUGCUUGUCUGCUUGAGGGUUUUCUAGUCCCUUCUGAAGAUUGACAGUUGGCCACAGCCAGUAGUGAAGCUGGAGACAUCAGGAGGUGGGCUUUGACAGUGCAGUAAUGUAGCCUCAUGGGACAGGGAGAACUAGAAUGUGUGUAUGCAUGCAAGUGCGUGUGUGUGUGUGUGUGUGUGUGCAUGUGUGUGUGUAUGCGUGCGUGUGUGUGUGUGCAUGCUUUUCCCUCUCAGGCUUUACUUCUGCGUGUGUGAGAGCGAGAGAGGCAAAUCAUUUGCAAGCUGGUGAUGUGUUGACGCCAGCAUUGCCUGCAAAUAUACUUUUUUAUUCCAGAAAAAAACACAGUAAUUCCGGUUCAAAGGAAACCUUGGAGCAUUCAAUCGAAAAGCAUUAAUAUGUCAUUACCCCGCCGUUAGCAUUUAGCAUGUUCACCUGGACAGUCUGCAAUCCCUACAAAUCCAGUAUAUAAAUGCUGGGGAUGUGCUGUCCCUGUUCAGCUCGUAUAUGUGCCCUCAGUGCCCCAGACUGAGUUAAACGGCAUCGGCUCAACGUGCUCUGCUACAGUAACUGGCACGGCAGUGUUUUAUCUCCCAUCGGAAGCCCUAAUCAGUUUUCAUAAUUAUUUUGUGCACGUUAUAAUUGUGAAAAGGUUUGAUAAUUAAUGGGGGUUGAAAUUACCUCUCUUACUCUAAGGAAUAAAAUAUGACAUGUAUAUAUAUAUAUACUGUGCAUAUACACACAUACAGUAUAUAUACAGUAUAUAUAUUUGGCAAUGCCUCUAUAUGUAUGUAUAUAGAGAGAGAGGCAUUGCCAAAUAUAUAUUUACAGAAUAAAGGCUAAGUUCUAUAUAUAUAUAUAUAUAUAUAUACAUAGAAUUUAGCCUUUAUUCUGACAUAUGUAAAUCUGCCUAAAACAGAAAAAUUUGAAUCAUAGAUUUAUUUAUUGAAAUGGAAUCAUGUGCAUUUUCACCUUUCCUUUUUCUCCGCUUUUACUGUGUGUGUUUGUGUGUGCGUGUGUGUGUGAGAGAGAGAGAGAGAGAGAGAGUAUGUGUGUGUGUGUAUGUGUGAGUGUGUGAGAGAGUGUGUGUGUGUCUUUAUGUUUAUGUGUGAGUGUGUGAGAGAGUGUGUGUGUCUUUAUGUUUAUGUGUGAGUGUGUGUGAGUGUGUGUAUGUGUGUUUAUGUGUGAGAGUGUGAGUGUGUGUAUGUGUGUUUAUGUGUGAGAGUGUGUGUGUGUGUGAGUGUGUGUAUGUGUGUUUAUGUGUGAGAUGUGUGUGUGUGUGAGUGUGUGUAUGUGUGUUUAUGUACGAGUGUGUGAGAGUGUAUAUGUGAAUGCGUGAGUGUGUGAGAGUGUGUGUGUGUGUAUGUGUGAGAGUGUGUGUAUGUGUGUUUAUGUGUGAGAGUGUGUGUGUGUGUGUGUGUUUGCAUGCGUUGUCGGGGGAUGGCAGAGAACUGCACAGACAGGAUGGAGGAUAGUGGGAUAAGGAAGAAUAAAAAAGGUAGAGUGAAGGAAAGAUGGUAAUACUAUUCCCAGCUUGGUGGCUUUGCGGGUGCUUACUGCUUCCCAGCACUGUACAAGCGCAGUGCCCUGGAAAAGUACUGAACCAGGCAGACUCUUACAGGAGGACCAGCACUGACCACAGCUGACUACAGGAGAGAAAAGCAUUGUGAACUCAAAAAAAAACCCAAAAAAAACAACCUCCGGUCCCGGCACUCAGCCCAGCCAAUCACAGCCUUCUGCUCUGGUGAUGAAGCCAUUUUGGUUAGAUAACGAGUUUGGCGGCUGCCAGUCACCCACCCAGUAAUGGGUGGAUUUUGUGAAGCCUCGCUGUUGCGUCACAGCUGACGAUCAGCUCCUGGCUGAUCUGGGAUCAGUAUGGACGUGAACUGGGACGGGGCGUGGUCGUCCGCCAUUUUACAGGAAAACCCUUUUUUUCGGGUAUGUGCCAACGGUCACUUCAGUCGCCUAAGAGCAGUCAGUUCUAGACGUUUAUGCAUUUUGGGGAACGUUGAUGUUUGUGACAAUAGUUAUUUACACCGGUCUUUGUUGGUUAUUUUAUUGUACUUUUUUUUUUGUUUUUCAUCUUUCAAAGACAACUGACUGUAACAGAUACUACAUCAUACUUGCUUGUUUCGAUUCGUCCAUUUAAUGUCCAGAACCAAAGAGGCCAGGUGUACAUUUUUCUGUGAAGUAAUGGAAUAUUUAAUGUCAAUGCAAAAAAAACAGGUGAACAAUCCAGAUAUGCUGAAUCAUGAGACAUCCGUGUUAACCUUGUGCUCCUUUGCAUGAGAUGCUGAUUUGCCCCUGGGUCCAGAUGCAGAAGGACUGCGUAUCGUAAACGAAGCCCUCGCCUCGACGUGUGUGGCCGCGAGCGUAUUUAAGAUAAGAAAAAUUAUUCUGACGCGCGCGGCGGUGAAAACCAUAAAAGAAGAAGAUACGGAGGUCCUUCCUGGACCGGGGCUGAACGCGCCGACUGCAAUAAACUCUGCGCCGGAAUCGGAAUUUGCAUCGCUGCUGUCGGGUUACUUAGAGGUUUUUUUACUAAGCUCGCUUUUGUGCUCCCAAAUGAUUUAGUUGGCUUCAUCGGUGAGCGGCAGUGACGCGUCGGCCAUCUUUGUGUGAGCGUGAGCGCGAUGCCAACGUGCCGGUCUUCUUCUUUAGUACUUCUUUCUUUUUCCAUUUCUACUUCUCCAUUUCAUUUGACGGUCCUGAGAAGUGGCUGAAAUGGGAGGUUUAUUUGAGGAACACAUUCAUUCAUAUUCAGUACAGCGCAUGUGGGUUAGAAAUUUGGUGUGGGGGUGGGGUGUGGGGUGGGGGGGGUAGGCCUUCCUUACUGUGUCCUGCCCUUUCUUCCCCGCUGUGAGGCCCAAACGAACUCUGUCCUACUGACCAGCAAACAGGACAACCUGGGGACGAGAUAAGUGCACCAUUCUCCACCCCGUCACCCACUCCUUUUCUCCACUUGCUUCCCUCUCUACCAGCUCCGUAUUCCACGGUGUGCGAAUGCUUUGUGGUGGUCGAUUUUUUUUUUCUACCGGUUGCUUCCGUAACGGGAAUGUUUUGUAGGGAUGGUGUAAUUUUUGUGCAUUACCAAAUAUACAGUAGGGGUAGUCGAGGACUCGGACUCUCAUUGCACGGUGUGCAGAUCCUCUUCCAUGCAAGCACACAGAGAAGAUUGCCAGUAUAACACGGGAUGGACAUUAAUUGACUAAAAAGGCAUUUUUGUUGAAAAUUUUUAUGUGACUGGAACCUGAGUAACUGUUUGCAUCAGUCUGUGCGGACAGCUCUGUUAAGCUAGAGUUGGGGUCGAUUUUCUUUCUUCUGACUGUUCUGACAAAUCUGACUUCUGUCUGUGCAGUGCAUUCAGCCAACUGUUUGACUAUUCUAUUCUCUGAUUACGUUCUGAUUAUGUUGAAUAUUCUGACUAUUCAACUUGUUCUGAUUACGUUGAAUACUCUGACUGUUCAAAGUAUUCUGAUUGUGCUGAACACUAUUCCUAGUACUCAGAUUAUGUUGAAUACUCAGACUGUUCGAAGUAUCCUGGUUAUGUUGAAUACUCAGACUGUUCAAAGUAUCCUGAUUAUGUUGAAUACUCAGACUGUUCAAAGUAUCCUGAUUAUGUUGAAUACCCUGACUAUUCGAAGUACACCAAAGGACUGCUCUGACAACUGACUGUUCUGUUCUGUUGGUUUACUUCAUGACGGUGCUGAGUACUUCCUGACUGUUUGUCCUAAGCUCAUUUGGAGCCCUGUGGGUCAUGGCUGUGCCUGUGUAUGAAAGGCAGUGCGUAGGAGGGCAUAGUCUGUAGGGCUUAGAGGAAAGCUUUGCUUCUCAUGUGCACAUGCUUUGCGGUCUAUCUAUACAUUAUAGUAUAUACAGUAUGUCUGAGUACAUUAUAUAGCUGGGGUGCCUUAUCAGAUGGUCAACUACUGUUAAAAGGACUUUAUAGACAACUCUGGUUGUAUACAUUUGGCUGGUUAAAUCCAGAUUAUGUUACUGAGUGAUUAAAUUGAAAGCAGAGCUUUAAGACCAAUAUGUUGUAAACUAACCCUUUCUAAAAAAAACACAUUGCUUCAAGUGGAAGGUAUGUAAAGCAUUAUUGCUGUUUAUGCUGAAUGUGGCGCCCUCUGGUGUUGCAGGAAUCCAGCUGCACCAUAUUUUUCCAAUAGAGAGUUCCUGGAAUGUGUCUGAUCUUGUAUGAGGCACCCCUGCUUGUAUCAGCCAACAUGGAUUUGCAAGAAUUAUUCUUUAUAUAUGGGCUUAAAUUUAUUUUGUAAGAGGGUUUUGAAUUUUAUGUAAUUAGAGUUGAGGUACUUUUUUUUUAAAGAGCCUGGUUUUAAAAUAAAUAUUUAAAAAUGA
Messenger RNA from Anguilla rostrata (American eel), 7939 nucleotides. Its product is annotated as rho guanine nucleotide exchange factor 1-like. The transcript is spliced from 31 exons. Gene Ontology annotation, molecular function: guanyl-nucleotide exchange factor activity; G protein-coupled receptor binding. The record is from RefSeq and is a predicted model, not a curated record. The coding region runs from base 432 to 3479 and encodes 1015 amino acids. Gene Ontology annotation, cellular component: cytoplasm. Gene Ontology annotation, biological process: G protein-coupled receptor signaling pathway; intracellular signal transduction. Lineage: Eukaryota; Metazoa; Chordata; Actinopteri; Anguilliformes; Anguillidae.